Adineta ricciae is the source of this 1317-nucleotide messenger RNA. The record is from the annotation of a GenBank genome assembly. NCBI's taxonomy places the organism in Eukaryota, Metazoa, Rotifera, Eurotatoria, Adinetida, Adinetidae.
AUGGGUUCACGCUAUAUUGCACCUAGUGUGACUGUUUCGAAGUAUUUUCAAAUUGGACCAGAACCAAUUGAACUGGAUUCAAUCAUCGUCCCACCACCAACGGCCAGUGCUAGUGUAGAAGAGCCGAAAGGGCAAGUAGCAGGCACUAUCGGCGCAGGCUCAGAUAACCCAACCGGUUCGGGUAGUGCCCAACCGAAACAACUUGUGAACGUCAAACUUUUGUCUAGUCAACUACGGGAAGGUAUGAGUGAGCUUCCGAUACGAAAAGGUGACUUGGAAACAUCAGCAACGAAAACUUUACCAAUGAGUGAUCAAAUUUUAAUGCAUGUUCAUGGUGGCGGUUUCAUUGCCACGUCAUCAACAACUCACGAAGUCUAUUUACGACCAUGGGCGUUAGCUUUGGAAAUACCGAUUGUUUCCGUAGAUUAUUCUCUUGCACCUGAAUAUCCAUUCCCACGCGCCAUUGAGGAAUGUUUCUAUGCUUACGCAUGGAUUCUAAAAAAUGCUAGUAAACUUGGUUGGACAGGCAAAACAAUUCUUUUAGUUGGUGAUAGUGCCGGUGGAAAUUUAAUCACAGCUGUAACUAUCAAAGCUAUUGAAGUUGGACUACGAAAGCCCGAUGCAAUCAUUUGCUUUUACACGCCAUUUCUUCUUGGCUAUAGUAUGUCACCGUCACGUUUAAUGGCUAUUAUGGAUCCAUUGUUGAAUACAGGGUUUCUCUGGCGUUGUCUUGCAGCUUAUGCUGGUAUUAAAGCUGACAAUGAACCACCUGAAGACGAACUUACUUCGACUAAGGAUAGUCAGAUCACACCUGGAAAAGACCUUCAGAACAAUGUUGAUAGUCCAUCAGCACGACAAACCGACCCUGAACAACAAUCACAACCGAAAGUACAGGCUUCUGGUCGGAUGCGUGAAGAUACAUACUAUGCUCGACUAUCUGAUAUCGUUGGUUCACGGCAAGCUUAUCUUCUUCGAAAAUUACGUGAAUCAACACUACCUAAUCAUCCCUACAUGUCACCACUACGUGCCCUCGAUGAUAUCUUGCGGCAAUUUCCAACCACCUAUCUGAUCCCAUGUGCACGUGAUCCAUUUAUUGAUGAUAAUAUUGAAUUUGCUCGACGAUUGGCCGCACUCAAUGUUCUACACCAUUUCAUAGUAGUCGAUGAAUGGCCACAUGGAUACCUUGAUUUUGGUUUUGCAUCGAAUGAAGUCGCUCAGUACAAUGUUGAAAUCAUCAACAUGAUGCAAACUAUCAUUCGACAAUCAACUUCUAAUGAUACCGGUGAUGUUGCUUCCGUGCCAUCUUUUACAGAUUAA